UCCUCGUUCUUCUUCAUUCUUGAGCUUCCCUCCCACCUCGGCCCCGCCCCUUCUUCUUCCCCCACUCAUUAAAACACACCCCUUCAGCCGGGGCCAGCGUACACUCACACGAGCGACUGGCACGACCAGAAGGUGUCCGAGAGCACGAGCCUGGCGCAAGGAGCGAGCUCAGAAACUUUUGAUCGCGGUGAAGCGUCUUCAGACUGCAGGCGCUGGAGCGGCGCGUUACGGGAUUACGCGGCGCAUCGUGCCUCUCCCUCGGUCUGGCAUGUUCGAGGACUAAAGCGGACAGAAUUGAACUCCUGCUUUCAUACAAAGAGGAUUCAAUGAAAAUGUCUGUCUGCGUCCACGAGAACCGCAAGUCGCGGGCCAGCACGGGCUCCAUGAACAUCUACCUUUUCCACAAGUCUUCAUAUGCUGACAGCGUCCUGAUGCACCUGAAUGUACUCCGGCAGCAGAGGCUCUUCACUGAUGUCUUGCUACAUGCGGGCAGCCGUUCCUUCCCGUGCCACCGGGCAGUGCUGGCUGCCUGCAGCCGGUACUUUGAGGCAAUGUUCAGUGGUGGGCUGAGAGAAAGCCAAGCCAAGGAGGUGGACUUCAGAGACUCCAUUCAUCCAGAGGUGUUAGAGCUUCUUCUGGAUUACGCUUACUCAUCCCGUGUAGUCAUCAAUGAGGAGAAUGCUGAGUCUCUGCUGGAGGCAGGCGACAUGCUGGAGUUCCAGGACAUCCGUGAUGCCUGUGCCGAGUUCCUUGAGAAGAACCUUCAUCCAUCCAACUGCCUGGGCAUGUUGCUUCUGUCUGAUGCCCACCAAUGCACCCAACUGUCCCAGCUCUCCUGGAGCAUGUGUCUCAGUAACUUCCCUGCCAUCUGCAAGACGGAGGAGUUUCUGCAGCUGCCCAAGGACAUGCUAGUCCAGCUGCUUUCACACGAGGAGCUUGAGACAGAGGAUGAGAGGCUAGUUUAUGAGUCAGCACUCAACUGGGUGAACUAUGACCUGGAACGACGUCACUGCCACUUGCCUGAGCUGUUGCGCACUGUACGGCUUGCCCUCCUGCCUGCCAUCUUCCUUAUGGAGAAUGUCUCCACGGAGGAGCUCAUCAACACUCAGGCCAAGAGCAAGGAGCUGGUGGAUGAGGCCAUCCGUUGCAAGCUACGCAUCCUGCAGAAUGACGGUGUGGUCAACAGCCCUUGUGCCAGGCCACGCAAGACCAGCCAUGCCCUUUUCCUGCUAGGUGGUCCCACCUUUAUGUGUGACAAGCUCUACUUGGUGGACCAGAAGGCCAAGGAGAUCAUCCCAAAGGCAGACAUUCCCAGUCCACGGAAAGAGUUCAGCGCCUGCGCAAUUGGCUGCAAAGUUUAUGUGACAGGUGGCCGGGGCUCAGAGAAUGGUGUGUCCAAAGACGUUUGGGUGUAUGAUACCUUGCAUGAAGAGUGGUCCAAAGCAGCUCCCAUGCUCAUAGCUCGAUUUGGCCAUGGCUCGGCCGAACUGCGCCACUGCCUGUAUGUCGUAGGUGGUCACACAGCUGCGACUGGUUGCCUUCCAGCCUCUCCAUCAGUCUCCUUGAAACAGGUGGAGCAGUAUGACCCUAUUGCCAACAAGUGGAGCAUGGUGGCACCUCUACGUGAAGGUGUCAGCAAUGCAGCCGUUGUCAGUGUCAAGCUGAAGCUGUUUGCUUUUGGAGGAACAAGCGUGGCCCAUGACAAGCUCCCCAAGGUCCAGUGCUAUGAUCCGGUGGAGAACCACUGGACCGUCCCAGCGUCUUGCCCACAGCCAUGGCGCUACACUGCAGCUGCUGUUUUAGGGAACCAGAUCUUCGUAAUGGGUGGCGAUACUGAGUUCUCUGCCUGUUCCGCCUACAAGUUCAGCAGCGAAACCUACCAGUGGACUAAAGUAGGUGAUGUUACAGCUAAGCGAAUGAGCUGCCAGGCAGUAGCCUCGGGGAACAAACUGUACGUGGUUGGAGGCUAUUUUGGAACACAGCGCUGCAAAACACUAGACUGCUAUGAUCCUACGUUGGAUGCCUGGAACAGCAUAACCACUGUACCCUAUUCUCUAAUCCCUACUGCCUUCGUAAGCACCUGGAAGCACCUCCCAGCCUGACAACUGCAUGCCUUGCCUGUCCCUUGACCUUCUUUCAUCCUGUGAGAUUCCCCAUUUUCCAUAAUUGUUAAUGUCUACUGGAUUCCAACUGUGAAGAUUUUUGCCAUUCUGUGCAAUUUCAUCGAAAGACAUUUUUUUCCAUUAAAAGCUGAACUUUGAUGUUUAAGACAUCCAGCCACAAAGCUCUUCUUUUUGCGCUGUGAGUUAGUACUUCAGAGAACUUCCUGCUUUGGGAUAGACAUUUGCGUAGACGUUGCAAUGUCAUUCUUUCAUCUUUGUGGAGUCUUGGAACGACGUGUUUGCAGUGGCAACCAAACAAACCAAUCCCCGCACAUCUGAAAAGACCACUUAGCAACCAGCAUGUUUCAGUGUCCCGUCUGUUGUGUUGGUGCGUGUUGUUUGAUUUUUUUUGUUUUGUUUUUAUAUGAAGACAAUGGUGUGUAAGCUAAAUAUAGACUCUAUCUGAAAACAAGCCUCGCUUUAAAGAGCAACCAGUGAACCUGAAAAGAGGAGGAACCUUAGGAUGAAGGGACCAAAACUUCUCCUCCUCUAAUGUUUCCUUUUCCUACAAUUACCAGACGAAGUCUCUCUUGCUCAGAGUUAAAGGACGGAGAUAGGGGAAAGAAGAGAAGAGAAGAGAAGAGGCUUAUUACACCCACGAAAACAAAAAUUGUCCUCUUUUCCCAUCCGUAAAGGAUGAAAGCAAAGAGACAAACAACUUGUUUGUCCCUUAUUGCCUCUGUUUGAACAGGAACGGGCUGAUGCUGGCCUGUUCCCGACAAACAGACCCUGGCAGCCUGGUGUGAAACUGGCUGUCAGAAUGCAUCCUGAGGCGAGGCACACACCAGCUGUGUGUUUGUGUAUGAGCGUGUGUGUGUGUGUGUGUGUGUGUGUGUGUGUGUGUGUGUGGAGAAGGUCAGCAUGUCCCAGCAUGUUCUCCUGAGUGAGAAUCCAGCUGACAAUACUCUAAUGUCCAUUCUUCUUCCAAAAAGACACCAAAAACAAAGGAUGGAGCAUGCCCACUGUGGACUUAAUGAAGGGAUAACUGGAUGACCAACAAACAGACGGCUCCUAAUGACCUCCACGCAGAGAACAUUGGAGAAUAGACUGUUCCACCGGUGAAAAGUUAGGCUGCUUAUGAUAGACGCUUAGCCUUGUUAUAAGGUGUCGAGCAGUUCUAUUCUAACACAUAUGGCCUGAGUAAAAACGUGAAAGACAGGGCGAUAAAGAGAGAGAGGUGAGAGUCAUUCUGUCAGCUGGAGAGGGAAUGUAGUCUCCAUGGCAACAACAAUGAGCAACCUGAACUUAAAAAAAAAAAAGUAAAAAAAAAAAAACUUGAUUUUUUUUUUCUUUUCCUGGAAAAAAAAGAAACUGGCUGUCUUAAGACCUUUCAGUGUCAACUCAUAGUCUUAAUUUAUGAGAUUUUUUUUACAGUUGUUUUUUUUUAUUGUUAGUUUUGUUGUUUAUUUGAACUGUGUGUUAUAUUUUUUGUAUUUAUUGAUAAUCUGCUUGCAUACAUAUCCGGAUGUACAGAUGUUGGCGAGUGUUUUGUGCUACGCAUGGCCCAUAUUUGCUCUGUGUAACCUAAAAACUGCUCUUUUGCACAUAUCUAGCUACGUCAUGCCGUUUUGGUUGUGCCAGGGCGGAAUUCGUAGGAGUCAGCAACCGCUUGGACCUCUGGCUCGUCUGACCUGAAAAGGGUCGCGGGCCUGGGGUCGUAGGUCAUUGCCUGGAUAACAAUGGGAGGGAUGACGUCAUGGGAUCAGAUUACCCAGAGUGCAAAGGGACAGGUCAGCGGGGGUAUGGGGUUCGGGGUGGGGGGGUUGCAAGAAGGAAGGAUCAGAUGUUUGGAAUUGAUGUAGUGAGCUGUUCAGAAAGGUUCCUAUUAUGUCCAGUAAGGACAGACCUAUAACACAAAUGUUAUGCUAAAUUUUUAAGCUACACCUAGCCCUUUAUUUUGGAAGCUGAACUUACUAGUAAUGUAAAACUUACUUGACAUCAAACUGCAUCUAUUAAAACACCCCUUAGCUGCAAUAAUUCCAAUGCUAAUGCUAAUCAAGUUGGACUGCAGUGCAAGUCCCCAAACAGAAUAAAGAGAUAGUUCAAACAAGCAGUCAUGCUAAUCAGCAUCAUCCCUUGUUAGCCACUUUAGCACUUCUGUUUGGUUGAACUAUCCAUUUAACACCUGUAGCUGACAAACCUUAGCUGACAGCCACAGCAUGCCACCCGAAUGCUAAACAGGGCCAGCGCGGCAUCUUGCUGACCCUGCUAGGUCAAUCCCUUCAGCAGUGCUCAAACACGGCCUGACCCAGGGUCAGCAUGAGUGGUAAAGGCCUUGAGGCACUCUGUGAGAAAUCUGCAUCUGCAGCUGCUCCCAGAACAGCUGGAACUGUCACUGUGUCGUAGGUGUGACUUGCAGCACAGCGCAGGGGUGUUAAGUGUUGUUAGCGCGCUCUACACAAACUGGCCUCAGAUCAGGAGCUCUGUCACCAACACCUGCAAGCAGAAUGAUUGGCCUGUCCACAGAAGUUGGACUGUAACGUUGCGUCCUCCCAGGGUGUUCUAUUCUGCCAGUCUAAAACGAAUGGAAGAUUUUUUCCACAAGCAUUUUAAAUGCUAUCCAUUGAAGGCAGCCAACUGUGGUGUUGUAUGGAUCACAUAUACAAUGAUAAAGGCAAUGUUGAUGAUGCUUAAUCCCAAAGUUUCUUAAAAGGACUUUUUAAAGGCAAUGUCUAAGCAAGGGCAGACACCAUAGUGCUUUUUAACCAGUGCCAAGGACAUUGUCUGUAUAGUGCAAUGGUUCUCAGUUCCAACUCUGCAGUACCCAUGCACUGCACUCUUGACUCAGCUCAUGAGCUAUUGAGUAAAAAGCAAGGGAAAACCCAGGGAGAAGAACUGCAUGUGAGAACCAAUGGUAUAGCUAGGCGUCUUGUGAGUUUGAUAUUAGGAUAAGGUUGCUGAACAAGGAACACCCACAAGUCUGUCAAACAAUGUUGCUAGCACAAUUUGCUACGUGUGAUUCCUCUGACAACACUGUGCUUCAGCUAAGCGCAAACAACUAGCUAUUGCUUGUGCUUUAGUGGAUCACUCAGAUGCUCUUGAAACCUCCAAACCCAUUGCUUGAAUGGUAUUAUGUGUGCUUUAUUAUUAGUCAAGCUAGUUCCAGCUCCAUAGCAGAUCUCUGUAAAAGCAAUGGCAAACUUUUGCAUCUAGUUCCUUGCGGAAUGGACUUAGCAUGAGCAUUAGCCAAUAUGCACACUGAAAGAGAGAGCAAGCAAGAAAGAGAGAAGGCUGUGAGGGGUCAAGCUUCACAUUCCUUCCCAGACCCUCCUCCCCUUCCACCUACACCUUUCUUCAACAGAGUAGUUUAAGGGAAUUCCUGCUUUUACCCUACUGCCUUUGAGGUUCUCAUAUCCACUCCUGAAACUUUAAAGGCCUCCCUCCCCCAGGACCUUUUUCCAGAACACUGCACACACCAAACCCCCAGCCGGCCAAUCAGAUAGCCCCUUCUCACCCCUUCUCAUGUGCUGUUGCCCGGGCGAUGGUCAACAGUCACCCGUCCCAACCCCCUUCAUUUAAACUGGUAGUCGUCAAGUGUUUUGUUUUUCUUCUCUCCCCCUCUCCCUUUUUUCCCCCUCACUGACCCCCAAGCUGAAGAGCAACCAGGAGGUGGGCAGUGGGCUUUGCGCGUGGCGUCAGAUCUUAGGCUGGACAUACCAUGUGCAAGCAUGUAAACGUGAAUGGUUCUAGCCAGUAAAAUCAAUUUAACGUUGUUGGAUACUACAUGAAAAUUCAUAAUGCAGCACAAGCACAAUCUGCAUUCAGAACGUUGCAGCAAGGGUGUGCUAUAUCAAAUAAAAUACAGGCACAGGUUGGACAAAAAAGUUUUUUGCUUCCGCCAAAAGUGCGGUUUGUAUCAGGUAAAGCGGUAUAAGACUCCGCAACUCUUGAGACGGAUUGAUUUUGUAGCUAUUGGAAUAAUAACAGAUCCGGACAAAUUAUAUAUUUACAUCACCCCUUUUGAGUUUACGACCCCCAAAGUCACAUAGGAUUGCACGUUAAGGAUGUACAAGGGGACCAUUCACUUGCAGUGCUAUGGCUGAGAGUUGUCGUUUGUGUUUGCAUUCUUGCCUGGGAUGUUUCUGGCCGUAACCAUCAUAUGCCUUUGUCAAUGGACGCAUUGAUCGGACGCUGUCAAUGUUGGGCUGUACUGUUCUAUCCUGUAUGUCUUACUAUGUUACGUUGUUCUGUUGUUGCUCUAUUUCAACCAUGGCGGUUAAUGUUAUUUUGUACAAGUGAUUUUUUUCACAAUGUGAAAUUCAUGGCAAAAUAAACAUAAGAGUUUUUUCCUCUUAAUUGUUACAAA
Pygocentrus nattereri (red-bellied piranha) is the source of this 6468-nucleotide messenger RNA. RefSeq names its product ectodermal-neural cortex 1 (gene enc1). The coding region runs from base 327 to 2102 and encodes 591 amino acids. The record is from RefSeq and is a predicted model, not a curated record. The transcript has 4 exons. NCBI's taxonomy places the organism in Eukaryota, Metazoa, Chordata, Actinopteri, Characiformes, Serrasalmidae. Gene Ontology annotation, molecular function: protein binding.